AUGAACGAGAUUCAUUGUCAGAAUGGUCACGGACAAUUCCUUGGAUCACCAUUUAACAAUGGCAUGCUCGGAAACGGUUUAGCAUCAGGCCAUCCUUUAGGAUCUGGAAAUCCUCUAGCAGCUAACAAUAUUGCUGCUGCUAAUAUCGCAGCCAGUAAUCUCGCAACUACUAGCAAUAUAGCAGCUAAUAACAUAGCCACUGCUAACAAUAUAGCAACCGCUAAUAAUGUAGCUACCGCUAAUAUGGCAGCAGCAAACAAUUUAGCCGUAGCUAAUACAUUAGCAGUUAAAGAAGCUACAUUACCAGUUGCAGCUCAUCCUUUAGGAUACGAACCGAAAUUAGCCGGUUUACAAAUAGGUGACAUUGCAGCAUCUAAUAGCAGGGGCUUCCAAGUUACAAGUUCAUCACCAGGCGCUCCCCACGGCCUGUCUGUACUAUCUGAGAACCUAUUAGUUGAAGGACCACUGGCGGUUACUGGUCAAUUGCCUUUCUUAGGCAGUGUAUCCCUUGAAGGACCUCUAGCGGCUACAGGUCAAGGUGCGGUUUCUUAUGGCUGUGGUAAUGGAAAUGUCGGUAUGGUGAAUGAGAACACAGGUCCUGUUGGUCCCAUGCCCGGUAUGCCUUACGGCGGAGUACCAAUGGGUCCAGGAUUUGGAGGCAAUGGAUUUGGAUUCAACAAUUUCGCUGCGGGCAUCCCUAAUGAAGUUGGAACAGUGAAUCCUAUUGUAGCCUAA
Molecule: messenger RNA, 735 nt
Organism: Papilio machaon (common yellow swallowtail)
Lineage: Eukaryota; Metazoa; Arthropoda; Insecta; Lepidoptera; Papilionidae
Product: chorion class B protein L12-like
Exons: 2
Coding region: 1-735 (244 amino acids)
Biological process (GO): multicellular organism development; chorion-containing eggshell formation
Cellular component (GO): egg chorion
Molecular function (GO): structural constituent of egg chorion
Source: RefSeq, a predicted model, not a curated record